UGGUGGAAAGGGGGAAAACGCCGGGCGGCACUCACUUUCCAGGUCACACAGUUACAUGGGGUAGAAUAAUCAAGUCAGGUCAAUUUAAGACCUUCAUCCCGCCCUCUUGGCCGAUGCUUUUCUUUUCUUCCCCUCUCUGAGACUUUCUUUCCCCACCUCUCGUAGCUCUUCCUAAGUCACUCGGUGGUUGAGCCCUGAUAUCCGACAAGAUGGCGGCUGAAAGCGUCGCCGAGCAGCGGGAUGAGAAGCCUCAGACCGAGAAGGUGGACAUCCACCAGUCUGAGGUUCUGGAUAACCCCGAUCUGAUGCAUGAAGCCUUCGAUGGCGAGAAUUACGAGCAUCAGAUGGGUGUCUGGGAGGCUGCGAAGCAGUACCCCUGGGCUUGUUUCUGGGCCUUCCUCAUGUGCUUCACCAUUGUCAUGGAAUCCUUCGACAUGUUCCUCAACACCAACUUCGUCGCACUCGAUCACUUCUCCAAGGUCUUCGGCGUCGAAACCUCACCCGGUGUCUGGGCCAUCCCGACCAAAUGGCAAAGUGCUCUAUUUCAGUCUGGCCAAUGCGGUGCCUUCGUCGGUGUGUAUCUGGCCGGGCCGAUCACUAACAAGAUCGGAUACCGCUGGACGACUAUGCUGGGUCUUGUUCUCAUGAAUGCGACGAUUUUUAUCUCGUUCUUCGCGAACUCACUCACCCUCCUCGUGGUCGGUCAAGCCCUAGAAGGUGUCCCAUGGGGUUUCUUCAUCGCCAACUCCCCGGCCUACGCCAGUGAAGUCGUCCCUCUGCCCCUUCGCGCUGCAGUCACGGCCACCCUGCAAAUGAGUUGGUCCAUUGGUUCCAUCAUCGUUGCGGGCGCCACCUACGGUUAUAACUCUCUCACUACGGAGUGGGAAUGGCGCGCACCACUCGCAUUGCAGUGGAUCUUCCCGACCCCCCUCAUGGUCCUCCUCUUCUUCGCCCCCGAGUCCCCUUGGUGGCUCAUCCGUCGCGGCCGCAAAGAAGAGGCCCUAAAAUCCAUCAAACGCCUGGGCGCCAAAACCGAAGAACAAGCCCACCAAUCCCUGGCCAUGAUCGAGCGUACCGUCAAGAUCGAAGAGGAAACGGGCGGUAAUCCCACGCUUCUCGAUCUCUGGAAGGGUACCGAUCGCAGACGAACAAUCAUCACUUGUCUCAUCUAUGCGUCGCAGAACUUUGCGGGUAACUUGAUUGCGAACCAGGCCACUUAUUUCUUCGAGCAGGCCGGUAUCUCCGCCGACAAAUCCUUCCAGUUGAACCUCAUCACCACCUGUCUCCAAUUCGUCGCCAACGCCGUCUCCUGGGUCCUGACUUCGUGGUUCCGCCGACGCACCGUCUUCCUCUACGGCACCGCCACGAACAUCACCUUCCUCUUCAUCCUCGGUAUCAUCGCCUCCGUACCACAGACCCACAAGACGAACUACGCACAAGCCUGUCUCGGCGUGAUCAUCUCCGUGGUCUACGCCGGCGCACAAGGUCCCAUCUCGUACACCAUUAUCUCCGAGACAUCGUCGGUGCGACUCCGCGCUUUGAGUACAGCCGUCGGACGGUCCGCGUACUACAUCACUGAAAUCCCGAUGAUUUAUCUCUCGUCGCGGAUGCUGAAUACCACGGGAUGGAACCUGGCAGGCAAGUGCGGGUACGUCUGGGGGUGCACGGCGCUGGUGGUGUGGGUUGGAGCGUACUUUGGAUUGCCGGAGUUGAAGCAUCGGUCGUAUCGUGAGGCGGAUAUUCUCUUCAAGAGAAAGAUAUCGGCGAGGAAGUUCAAGACGACGGAGAUUGGCGUCGAUGAGAAUGAGUAGGGGAGCUAUCCUGCGGUGGUGUGGGUGGGAUGUGGUGUUGGGGAGAGGUUGUGGUUUGGAGGUAAUUUUAUGCUCGGUAGUAUAGUAGUGCAAU
Molecule: messenger RNA, 1905 nt
Organism: Aspergillus vadensis CBS 113365
Lineage: Eukaryota; Fungi; Ascomycota; Eurotiomycetes; Eurotiales; Aspergillaceae
Product: putative MFS maltose transporter
Exons: 5
Coding region: 210-1811 (533 amino acids)
Biological process (GO): carbohydrate transport; transmembrane transport
Cellular component (GO): membrane
Molecular function (GO): carbohydrate:proton symporter activity
Source: RefSeq, a predicted model, not a curated record